AUGUCCGACGAAUUCAACCUCCAAGAAUCCCUUCUCUCCCUCUCCGACCUAUCACUCUACCACAUCCCAGCAGAGGUCGACAUCCCCUCUCAGCGCACAUCUACUAUCGAUGAAUCUCUAUUAUCCGCCAUCGAAUCCAUCGUCCAUGACCCAGACGCAAUCGUACAUUCCCAAUCAUCCACUUUCGAUGUUUUCCAAUCUAUCCUCAAAUACUCUGAUUCACCCAAUAUAACAGGACCCAUCUUGACCAAACUGUUAGAUGUCAUAUUAUCCAGUCUUACCAGUCAUUCCAAUGCAGUCUUGGGACUGGUGGGAUCACAAGGAUUCCAAACGGAUGAUAUCGACGCUCCAAUGGUACACAAGCAACCAUUGGAAAUGUGGGCUUUCCUCUUACAGUGGUUCAUCACCUCUGCUGAGAGAGGAGCUGGUAAAUCCGAUGGUGGGAUGGGUCCAACUACAACGGGUGGGAAAGGGAAAAAGAGAACUACGAAUAAAAACACUUCUUCUUCGACAUCGUUCGUAUGGAUAGAUCAAAUUCCUUUCGUGUUAGGUACGAUGCACAAGGUACUUCGAAUCCCAUCAGGACGUAUAUGGCGUACAUCCUCAGAGAAAGAAUCCUUCAUAUCGUGUUUUGUUAAACCGUCUUAUCAACUUGCCGAAAACGAAUCGUACCUAAAAAAUCAAGAAAUAAAAUUAGGUAUAUAUAAAGUGAUUUGUUUAUCGGUCAAAUUCCAUGGUCAUUCAUUCGGAGCUCAGACGUCGAUCAUCCAGAAUUUAACGUAUUUCGAACAUUUCUCUGAACCUAUGGCUGAACUCUUAUCGAUCUUAGAAAAAGAAUUCGAUUUCACCCAGUUGUCCGAAGAGGUUUUGAGGGAUGUUUCGACAAAGACGUUCGCACAUAACGAUGUGAAAGGACCGAGAAGUUUUAGUAAAUUCCUGAUCAAGUUGGCGGAGUUGAGUCCUAGGGUGGUGGCUAAGCAGAUGCCUUUGUUAUUGGGUCAUCUGGAUAGUGAUGCACAUCCCAUGCGAAUGGCUGUAGUGGAAAUCAUAGGUCUCCUCAUUCGAGAUUUGUCCCUAUCAGACGAAGGUGACGAGGAACAGAAAGCUAAACAGAUCAAGAAAUACUUUGAGCUACUCAUGGAACGAUUCCUAGAUUUGAACAGUUGGGUUAGGUGUAAGGUCUUAACUACCAUUAUCAAACUCUGCGACCUUCCCGCCAAAUUUCCCAAACAGCGUCAUCAGAUCACCGAACUCACCAUUCGUACCCUCGAAGACAAGACCUCCUCCGCUCGACGAUAUGCCAUUCAACUUCUUUGUAAACUCCUCGAGACCCACCCUUUCGGUGCGCUUCAUGGUGGUACCUUGAACCUAGCAGAGUGGCAAGAGCGGUACGACAAGAUUGAAGCCGAGUUGGCUAAAGUCGAUGCUGUCGAAUUGGAGAGGGCCAAGCGAGAUGUUGGGAUGGUCGAUGGGGAAGACCAAGAUGAUUCGCAAAAGAAAGAUGACGAGGAGGAGGCAGAGGACGAGGACGAGGAAGAGGCAGAAGAGGUGGAGGAAGAUGUGGAUGAGCAAGAAGAUGAUGAUGGGGAGGAAGAUGGUGAAGGUACACCUAGACCCAAGGCGGUAAAGAAAGAACCUAAAAUCAAGAAGAAGCAACCUCGACAAUCGCAAUUGGAUAUAACAGGUAUUCAAACUGAACAAUCUACUUUGGAUCCCGAAUUGAUCCAUAAAUUACGAUUAACCAGGAAAUACUAUUCGGAUGCUCUGAAGUUUAUCAACCAGCUUGAAGGGGCUAUUCCGACUUUAUGUCAAUUGUUGGUUUCUACCACCAAGACGGAAGUGCUGGAAGCUAUGAGGUUCUUCAGAAUAGCUUAUGAAUACGAUCUACAAUCGAACGAAAUUGGAAUCAAGACGAUGUUACACUUGAUAUGGACCAAAGACAACAACUCGACUGUACCUGCUCCUAAUACUUCCAACGAAGAUGGGAACCCCACCGGUGGAGCUACAGAGGCAGGAGCGACGAAAGGAAUUAGAGCGAAUUUGAUCGAUUGUUAUAGGAGUUUGUACUUUGAUGUGGUUCCUGACUUGAACGCGAAACAGCAGGUCAAUAGAAUAGCGAAGAAUAUGAUCGAACGGACAUACGGCGCAACGCUUGCUGAAUUGACUUCGUUGGAAGAGUUAAUGAGGACAAUGAUGGCUGAAGGUGGAGUACAUUAUGAUGUGGUCAAUAAGCUCUGGCAGGUAUAUAGUACGGACCAAGAAAUCCCCAAAGCCCAACGUCAAGGUGCAAUUAUCAUUCUUGGGAUGUUAGCUCUAGCCAGGCGAGAAGUGGUCACCGAACGAGUGGAAUCGCUCUUAAAGAUCGGUUUGGGACAUUUCGGUAUGCACGACCUCGUCUUGGCCAGGUAUACUUGUAUAGCCUUGCAGCGACUAGGUGGAUCAGCCAAGAAGGUCAAAGGUUCUCUAAGCGAUAAGACAAUGAGGUUACCAAUGGAUAAUCCCAUCUUCCUAAAAUUACAAGAGAUCAUUGAGCAUUCCCCUAAAUCCCCACAGUGGUUCAGUAUGGCCGAACAAGCCAUCAACACGAUAUAUUUGUUGGGUGAACAACCUGAUGCGCUAUGUUCGGAAAUCAUCAAGGAUUUGACGGUGAAAAUAUUUGAGAAGCCCUCUUCCACGCAGGAUACUAUCGCCACUACGCCGCCUCAAGAGGAUGGUGAGACUACCGAUACCAACAAUGAAGAGAUGCAAGUGGAUGUUGCAACUCCACCGCCAGAUAGUCAGGAUAGUAGGGCAACUCCACCACUGGAGCAGGAGAAGAAGGAUCAAAUUGGUUCCUUCAAAUUGGCACAGUUGGUUUUCACAGUGGGUCAUGUGGCUAUCAAACAUAUCGUGUAUCUCGAACUGGUAGAGAGAGAAUUUAAGAGGAGGAAGGAUGAGACUGCGAAGCAGAAAGCAGCUGCUAAAGCAGCCGAAAAGGAUUCAAACGAUCUUGAUGCGGUAGCUGGAAAUGCUGAGGAUGAUAUCGGCGAAUUGAUGUCUGGUAUUAGGGAGAGAGAAUUGUUAUUCGGUGAUAAAAGUCUAUUGGCUGUUUAUGGACCGAUGAUCGCUGGGAUCUGUGCGAGCCCAAAGAGGUACAAGGACUCGUCCCUGCGUCAAGCUGCUACUCUAUCCCUCACCAAACUCAUGUGUGUCUCUGCGCAAUUCUGCGAAUCUCACUUGUUGCUCCUUUUCAAGAUACUGGAGACAAGCCGAGAUCCAGUGGUUAGAAGUAACAUCGUGAUUGCUUUGGGUGAUAUUGCGGUCUGUUGGGGAAGUAUGAUUGACGAUAACUCGGAAAGGUUAUAUCAAGGUUUAUCGGACCCUGACCAGAUAGUCAAGAAGAACACUCUGAUGGUACUUACCCACCUGAUCUUGAAUGGAAUGAUCAAAGUGAAAGGGCAAUUAGGCGAAAUGGCCAAAUGUCUAGAAGACAAAGAUAAUCGAAUUUCAGAUUUGGCCAAAUUGUUCUUCACUGAAUUAUCGACCAAGGAUAAUGCGCUGUAUAAUAACUUGCAAGAUGUCAUUAGUCACUUGUCGGUUGGACAGCACAAAGUCGAUGAAGAUACUUUUGAGAGGACGAUGAGGUUUAUUUUCACUUUCAUUGAGAAGGACAAACAAGCUGAAUCGCUUGUCGAGAAAUUAUGUCAGCGGUUCAGGCUGGCCACGGAGGAAAGACAAUGGAGAGAUAUCUCUUUCUGUCUUUCGUUAUUACCUUUCAAAUCUGAACGAUCCAUGAAGAAGCUCAUUGAAGGCUUACCGUUCUACCAGGAUAAACUGCACGAAGAGACUGUGUUUAGAAGAUUCACCGAGAUACUCGCCAAGGCUCGAGCGAAUAAAGCUGCCAACAAACCUGAAACUGAGCUUAAGGAGUUCGAAGCUAUCCUUACCGAGCAUCAAGCCAAGGGAUUAGAAGAUCAAGCCUUAGAAGCUGACGUAUUGAGAAAGACUAGAGCUGCUAAGCGAAGAGCAGCUAAGAGACCUCAAGCUGAAGGAAGAGGCAAGAAAGCAGUCACUCCAGAAGAUAACGAAGAUGAAGAAAUUGAAGAAGAAGCUCCGCCCGCUUUACCACAGAGAUCUACAAGAGGAGCUGCAGGUAAAGCACAGCCGAAGAAAGCUCCUCCGCCGCCUAAACCUAGAAGAGGGGGAAGGAGGAAGGUUGUUGAGAGUGAGGAUGAAGAUGAAGAGGAGGAUGAGUAG
Molecule: messenger RNA, 4236 nt
Organism: Kwoniella botswanensis
Lineage: Eukaryota; Fungi; Basidiomycota; Tremellomycetes; Tremellales; Cryptococcaceae
Exons: 14
Coding region: 1-4236 (1411 amino acids)
Biological process (GO): mitotic chromosome condensation; meiotic chromosome condensation; mitotic cell cycle
Cellular component (GO): condensed chromosome, centromeric region; condensin complex; nucleus
Molecular function (GO): histone binding
Source: RefSeq, a predicted model, not a curated record